AUGGCCUCUUCGACUGACUUGAUGCAGCAGCAUGGCCGGUUGGCAUCUUCGGACUUAGGAACUGGCCGUGCGGGGCCGAGUAGCGUCAAUCCUGAUUCUGCAUUAACAGAUAGAUCAUUCUGGAAGCAGUAUUUCCAACAUGACGAUUUAUCCAGCACGGAGGUUCGAGUCCUUCAGGGAGAGGGUGCAUAUCUAUCGAGCAUACUCCGAAAGGCAUUCCCAAACGAGGCUAAAGAAUCGUGGUCGUAUGAAGACCUGCACAAGGCUGUUGAAACAUCAAGAUACACGUGGGAGUCAAAAGAGCGCCUUGGCAAAGGGAAGCCGCAGAAAUUGUUCCACAGCCUUAUGCAAAAGUUUGAUAUGCAUUCCACCCUCUUCCAGAUCUUUCCUAGUUCCAAUACAUAUACCUCAUUAGUGGCAGGCGCGGCCACGGUUCUCGUCAAGGCGUCCGUCAACCAUUCAAAAACGAUCGAAGAGCUUAGCAAUGCUUUAGACUCCAUCAGUGACGCCAUCGGUCUUUGCACUGUUGACUCAAAGCUGAUUCGGAGUCAGUACAUGCAAAUUGCCAUUGCCAAAUUAUAUAUCGCUGUAUUUCUCUUUUUUGGCGACGCAAUUCUAUGGUACAAGUCAUCGAGUGCCUCGAAAGCCCUCCACAGUCUUCACCGGGACUUCUCAGAACGAUUUCGAAAAUCCGUUGAUAUUAUCAAAGACCAAGCAGCAGCGGUCCGCAAUGCAGCAGCGCUCGGAUCACAGGCUGAAGUGCGCGUGGUCAGACUUGAUGUCGAACAGCUCAGAGGAGAACUGAAGGAUGCCCGGAUCGGGCUGUCGGGUGAGUUACGAGCGCUAGCUGAGUAUAUGCUCUGGCAACAUGGCGAAAACCUCAAACAACAUGAAAUUACCCAAGGAUUGCUGUCAACGUUCAGGGCAGACGCUAAGUACUGCCCAAUGCCCCGUAGCAUGACUCCGCAACUCGGAAGUACUGAGACAAGCAAUCUGAUCCUGGCAGCUGCCUCUGACGUUUCUGCCUCUCUCUCUAUGUCGGUAGACGACGUUCACGAACUGCUUCAACAGCUCGCGUCAUGGCAUGUGGAACACUUUUCCUGCGCUAUGAGAAUUGAUUCGAUACCUUCUCAAACGCUUUUCGAUCACAGGCUCGCGCAAGCGAUCAAUAAAUGGCUUUGUACUCCCGCACAGCGGUUAUUAUAUCUGGAGUUUCUUUCAAGUGAUCAGAACUCUAGGGUUGACCACUUUGUUGCAGAACAGACAAGAAAGGUCAUAGACGAAGCAAAACUACCGGUUGUAAUGUUUGGACAGCUUCCUCAUCGCAAAGAAUCAGACUGUGGACACAGGCUCAGCGGAGAUGUCAUCUUUGCAAUGCUAACACUAGCGUUAGACAUCAUUCAAAAGGUUUGCAGAGAGGAUGAACUGUCUAAUCCAAUUUGGACGACACUCAGACAUCGUGGCUCUUCUCACGAAGUGGACUUCACAACAGCGACCAAGAUUUUGGAUGCUGCUUUCCAGGCAGCACCGGCGAAGUUGCACAUCAUCAUUCUCGGGUUCCCCACGUUUUGGCAUCUAGAUGAGCCUAAGAUCAAAGCAAUACUUGAUCUUGUCCGUGGAGCCAGGCGAAAUGACGAUACUGGAAGCCGAACUAUCAUCAUUAGUAGAUGCAAAUUACACAACAUGCUCAAAAAUCUCCGUCGAGAGGAGACUGUGUCAAUAACAGCCUUUUCCAACAACCGAUCAUUCAAAGCUCCCAUAAUAAUUCGAAGGCCAAGAUCUGAAAUACCCUGA
This is a messenger RNA of Exophiala aquamarina CBS 119918, 1794 nucleotides long. RefSeq lists its product as uncharacterized. NCBI's taxonomy places the organism in Eukaryota, Fungi, Ascomycota, Eurotiomycetes, Chaetothyriales, Herpotrichiellaceae. The transcript has 3 exons. The record is from RefSeq and is a predicted model, not a curated record. The coding region runs from base 1 to 1794 and encodes 597 amino acids.